AUGACAUUCCUCGAGUCACUACCCGUCCCGUCUCUCGACAGGCCUUUUGGCGUGCACCUAUGGCCCCUCUUCAGCAAGGCCUUUGAACUGGUGGCAGGCUAUCCUGCCGAUGACUUUAAGUUCGUUGCGGGGGAGACACCAAUGUCGACCCUAAGGGACACUUCCAUCUUCGUCGCCGUUUACUACACCGUCAUCUUUUCCGGCCGGGAAUGGAUGCGAAACCGAGAGCCCUUCAAGCUGAAGUCUCUGUUCCUGAUCCAUAACUUCGUCCUCACGGCCGUAAGCGCAAUCCUGCUUGCGCUGUUCGUCGAGGAGCUGCUUCCUACGGUUGUUCGAAAGGGCAUUUUUUAUGCCAUCUGUGACCAUGAUGGUGGCUGGACGCAGCCCCUGGUUGUCCUCUACUACAUGACUUAUCUGACCAAGUAUCUUGAGCUUCUCGAUACUGUAUUCCUGUUCCUCAAAAAGAAGCCUUUGACGUUCCUGCACUGCUACCACCACGGCGCGACGGCCGUUCUGUGCUACACCCAGCUGAUUGGCCACACCUCAGUUUCAUGGGUUCCCAUCACUCUAAACCUAACCGUCCACGUCGUUAUGUACUGGUAUUAUUUUCAGAGCGCUCGUGGUGUUCGCAUAUCGUGGAAGGAAUGGGUCACGAGACUGCAGAUCGGGCAAUUCGUCAUCGAUCUCGGCUUCGUCUACUUUGCAUCCUACACGUACUUCACGUCGACCUAUUUCACCUGGAUGCCGCACUCGGGCCAGUGUGCUGGAGAGGAGUUCGCCGCCUUUGCAGGCAUUAUUAUUCUCAGCUCCUACCUCGUGCUCUUCAUCUCCUUCUACUUGGCCACGUACAGCAAGGAAGGAAAGCCGCCUACUGCUCGCAAGGCUCUGCGACGCAUGUCCCAAGCGCGCGCUCUGGACCCUCACUCCUUCGAUGCCAAAGCCAUGACCACCGGAGCUGGCACUGGCGACGUCUUGCCCCGGUCCCGGAAGGCGUAA
Messenger RNA from Lachnellula hyalina, 996 nucleotides. RefSeq names its product putative elongation of fatty acids protein. The transcript is spliced from 2 exons. Gene Ontology annotation, biological process: fatty acid elongation, saturated fatty acid; sphingolipid biosynthetic process; very long-chain fatty acid biosynthetic process. Gene Ontology annotation, cellular component: endoplasmic reticulum membrane. The record is from RefSeq and is a predicted model, not a curated record. Lineage: Eukaryota; Fungi; Ascomycota; Leotiomycetes; Helotiales; Lachnaceae. Gene Ontology annotation, molecular function: fatty acid elongase activity. The coding region runs from base 1 to 996 and encodes 331 amino acids.